Molecule: messenger RNA, 2273 nt
Organism: Charadrius vociferus (killdeer)
Lineage: Eukaryota; Metazoa; Chordata; Aves; Charadriiformes; Charadriidae
Gene: KLHL28
Product: kelch-like family member 28
Exons: 4
Coding region: 1-1716 (571 amino acids)
Molecular function (GO): protein binding
Source: RefSeq, a predicted model, not a curated record
AUGGACCAGUCGUCUCCAACCUACAUGCUUGCCAACUUAACCCACUUGCAUUCUGAACAGCUUCUGCAAGGCUUGAACCUCCUUCGCCAACAUCACGAGCUCUGUGACAUUAUCCUUAGAGUUGGCGAUGUCAAGAUCCAUGCCCACAAAGUGGUGCUUGCCAGCAUCAGUCCAUACUUCAAAGCCAUGUUCACUGGGAACCUUUCUGAGAAAGAGAACUCGGAGGUGGAGUUCCAGUGCAUUGACGAGGCAGCCCUGCAGGCCAUCGUGGAGUAUGCCUACACAGGAACUGUGUUUAUCUCUCAAGACACUGUAGAGUCGCUUCUUCCAGCUGCGAAUCUUCUCCAGAUCAAACUGGUGGUGAAGGAGUGUUGUGCGUUUCUGGAAAGCCAGCUCGAUCCUGGCAAUUGCAUCGGGAUUUCUCGUUUUGCAGAGACCUAUGGCUGCCAUGACCUCUACUUGGCUGCUAACAAGUACAUUUGUCAAAACUUUGAAGACGUGUGUCAGACGGAAGAAUUCUUUGAACUUACGCAUUCUGAAUUGGAUGAAAUUGUUUCCAAUGACUGCUUGAACGUUGUGACAGAAGAAACUGUCUUCUAUGCACUGGAGUCCUGGAUCAAGUAUGAUGUGCAGGAGCGACAGAAGUACUUAGCACAGCUGCUGCACUGUGUUCGGUUGCCACUGCUGAGCGUUAAGUUUCUUACAAGGUUAUAUGAAGCAAACCAUCUCAUUCGUGAUGACCAUACUUGUAAACAUCUGCUAAAUGAGGCCCUAAAAUACCACUUUAUGCCUGAACACAGACUUUCCCAUCAGACCAUGUUGAUGACACGACCUCGCUGUGCUCCUAAAGUUCUUUGUGCUGUAGGAGGAAAAGCUGGACUGUUUGCGUGUUUGGAAAGUGUUGAAAUGUAUUUUCCCCAGAACGACUCCUGGAUAGGCCUGGCUCCUCUUAGCAUUCCCCGCUAUGAAUUUGGAAUAUGUGUCCUAGACCAGAAAAUAUAUGUUGUAGGAGGGAUUGCAACCCACGUGUGUCAAGGCAUCAGUUACCGGAAGCAUGAGAAUUCAGUGGAGUGCUGGGACCCCGAUACGAACACUUGGACAUCUCUUGAAAGGAUGUUUGAGAGCCGGAGUACUCUGGGAGUGGUCGUUCUGGCAGGAGAGCUCUACGCCUUAGGUGGCUAUGACGGGCAGUCUUAUUUACGAACGGUAGAGAAAUACAUUCCUAAGGUGAAGGAAUGGCAGCUAGUGGCCCCGAUGAACAAAACCAGAAGUUGUUUUGCUGCAGCUGUCUUGGACGGAAUGAUAUAUGCCAUUGGUGGUUAUGGUCCUGCCCAUAUGAACAGCAUGGAGCGUUAUGAUCCCAGUAAAAACUCGUGGGAGACAGUUGCUUCAAUGGCUGAUAAGCGAAUAAACUUUGGUGUCGGUGUCAUGCUGGGCUUCAUUUUUGUAGUAGGUGGACACAAUGGUGUGUCUCACUUAUCGAGCAUCGAGAGAUACGAUCCUCAUCAAAAUCAGUGGACCGUGUGUCGACCCAUGAAGGAACCCAGAACAGGAGUUGGUGCAGCUGUAAUUGAUAACUACCUUUAUGUAGUCGGCGGUCAUUCAGGGUCAUCCUACCUGAACACUGUACAGAAAUACGAUCCCAUCUCAGAUACCUGGCUGGACUCUGCUGGGAUGAUGUACUGUCGAUGCAAUUUUGGUUUGACUGCACUUUGAUGACAAGCGGGACUUUACGGACCUGAUGCAAAGAUGGAGCUUAACCUGCUUGGAAAUAAACCCUGCUGGCGGAGACCAUGAGCUGCGUUUUCGGAAGCUGGAAGGUUGGAGGAAUGUGGUGAAGUGAGGAUUGAAAUGAGGAAGGAUUUGUUUUCUUCCGAUAAUUGGCCUUUGUUACUUUAGUGACGUGGGCAGAAGAAAUGGAAAGCUUAUUACCAGCUGGGUUUAGAUGGCAUCCUGUUAAUGGCAGUGAAUUUUAGAGAGUACUGUACAUGCCUGGGAUAUGGUUAGAAAACUUACUGUAUAUCUAACCCUUUCACUUUCUAGAGCUUUUUCUCUCUUCCUCCUGCCUACUCUGAAACAUGAAGUUUACCGUUCUUGGGGUGAGAGACGUGUGAAUGUGGUGUAUGACUGGACAGUUUGCUGAUAGUUGUCUGGUUGUGUCUACAUAUUAAGAAAAUGCCAGUGCUUCAUAAUUUUUUUUAUGAACAGUAACUAAAGGGCUGCCUUGUUUCUGUAUCUCAAGGUUUGUAAAUAAUAAAUGCCAUAGUAUGUUG